Molecule: messenger RNA, 855 nt
Organism: Strongylocentrotus purpuratus (purple sea urchin)
Lineage: Eukaryota; Metazoa; Echinodermata; Echinoidea; Camarodonta; Strongylocentrotidae
Product: ZP domain-containing protein-like
Exons: 3
Coding region: 2-439 (145 amino acids)
Source: RefSeq, a predicted model, not a curated record
UAUGCGCAAAUUGUACUCUUCUGAUCCGUCAUUCUCCAAGUUUGUCAUCGACGCUUUCACCUUCAUCGAGGAAAACACACAGGUUUUCAUUCACUGUGAGGUGCUCAUUUGUAAUGAUAAUGACCCAUCGUCUCGGUGUUCCCAGGGAUGUAAGUCUAGAUUCAGACGUGGUAGCCGUCACACCCGUGGAGCAAGCUCCACUCCUCAUCUAAUCUCUAAUGGACCUCUUUCAACUGCCCACACUAUGCAUGCCGCAGAAGCACACAACUCUGAUGGUUCGCCCGUCGGUAUGGAAUCAAGCAUUUUGAUUGGAGUGCUCGCGUGUAUCACGUGUUUGAUUGUUGCCACGGUAGCCGGUGUGCUCUACAAAUUACCAGCGAGACGCAUGUCCAACAUUUAUACCAUCGAGGCAUCGAGUGAAGGUCAACGAAAAUUAUAAAUAAAGUUGAAAUAUCAGUUAUCAAAGAGAAUGUUGAGUUAUGGGAAUAGUGAUGUGUUAAUAUAAUAAUAUGUUAGUACAAUAAUAUCGUAGAGACUUUCGAAAAAUCAACUUAUUAAUGCAAUUUCAGUAUUACCCUGUCAUAUACCUUUUUCAACGCGCGGACAUUGCAAUGACGUGUUACUUAAUUCGAUCAUGAUUUCUAUGAGAUGUACAACAGGGUAUUGAAAUUCCCCGUGAGUUAAUUUUGUUUAAAUCCGCAUUUCUCACUUUCCAACCAUGUGUAAAUGGGUACCUGGUAAUUGCUGGAGUAAUAAUGAAUGCAGGGCCCUCAUGAAGGGCCUUGAUGCCGAUGAGGCUACCUGAGUAUUAUUGUUAUUAUUAUCAUUAUCAUUUUAAAUUUACUAUUAUUAUAG